AGAAGCAAAGGUCUGACGAAAGUGUGAAAGAGUAUUGUAUACGUUCGCUUCACCUUCGUCACACUCUCGCUAUACUUUCAAUGCAAAAUAAGCAUUAAGAAAUAAACAUGAAAAUGAAGGUGUGAGCAAAGUGUAGAUAAAGUGUACGGUGGUCUGGCAUGUUCACGCGGGUGGUGUAAAACAAUUUUGCUAUUGAAUUCAAUACAUUUUAUCUGAAGUGUGAUGAAACGAUGGCAAAUCAUAGUUUUAAAUUUCACGAGGGUGAAAUUGAAAUAAUUAAAAAAUUAGUUGGAAAACGAGAUAAAAUUAUACUUUUCUUUCUUGGCUAUGAGGAUCAAAUGCCCAUAGUUCCCGGACGACAUUUGAGAAUUGCAAGAGGACCCAACAUAUUCAAGGACUUGCAAUACUUUACGACACUCAAAAAUAGAUUACCAAAAGUGGUCGAUAUGUCAACAUCUUUUAUUCAAAAUAUUGUUGAUUCGAAUCACUUCAAAAUAAAAUUUUCCUCUGUAUAUUUGUCGGGGUUUAGUUUGGUCGGACAUGUAGCGGGUAAUGUGGGACUUGAACUGCAAGGAAUCUACGAUGGAAAAAUGGUGCCAGCCAUUUGGGCAUUCGAUGCACCGCAUAUCGGCUUUCCAUAUCCGAUAGAAGACGGAAAACCGCGACGAGUGCAAAAAGGCGACGGUAAACUUGUUGUAGUUUUUCAUUCAUCUUGGAUAGGAGGCAAAGAAACUAUAGUAGAUGUUGAUGUUAUUUUAAACAACGGAAACAACCAACCAGGUUGUGAAAAUCCUACAACAUCCUUGAAGUGCAGCCAUCGAGCUGCGUUCAUUCUUCGGGAGCUAAUAAUUAUAGAGAAGAGCAAUAGACUGUUGAAAAAUCGAUGGGGAAUUCCAUAUGCACAGUCGAUGACAACUUUUUCGAUCAAUUUCCCUUAGAUAUUACUAGCCCUUCUUUCGAUAAACAUGGGAUAUAUCGUUUACGCACUGGCAAGAUAUUCGGUACAGAUUCAGAUGCAAGCCUAUUCAGCUUAUUCAGCCAACAAAGUAUAGAAAAAGUUUUGCACGCUUUUAAUUUGAAAAGGAGUUCA
This is a messenger RNA of Contarinia nasturtii (swede midge), 1090 nucleotides long. RefSeq names its product phospholipase A1-like. The record is from RefSeq and is a predicted model, not a curated record. The transcript has 7 exons. Lineage: Eukaryota; Metazoa; Arthropoda; Insecta; Diptera; Cecidomyiidae. Gene Ontology annotation, molecular function: lipase activity. The coding region runs from base 231 to 938 and encodes 235 amino acids.